UCCGUCCGCCACACCAAACGUACCUUCGACAGAAUCCGGAAGCAAGAAGCCGACACUGUUCUUAGAAGAGCAGUGCAGUAAACAUCUAAGUGAAAAUGACGAGACCUGAGACCGAGCUGAAGAACGAAUUUGAUCUACACUGCAAAACUUGUAAGUCGAUAAUCAUUAAAAAGGGCUUGUCAGUCUUUCGUAAAUUUAAGUUUCCUGAUGAAGCUUUACGAGGAACGCAUGAUAAAUCAAGUUCAAAACCUUCAGCAGACUUUAGAAAACAGGUUGAUCCUCCAAUAGACAUUACUAAAUUCCGAAAUAUGAAGCUUAUUGUAGAUUUUGAGGACUGGAAGCCAAAAGAAGAUAACUUUGAUUUAGAAACUUGCAUUAUUGAAGAUCUUGAGAACUACACAAAUUUCAUAAAGAGUGUCAAAGAUUGCUGGAUGACUAAGAAUAUGUUUGACUUAGAAAAUGCCGCUGUUGAAAAAUUAGAUAAAGGGAAAUCAGGAAGAGGCCCAGUAUUCUGUGGAAAUUGCUAUAGCAAGGAAGAAAAGACAGAUCCUGUUGAAAUUAUUGGCUGGACAAAUGACUCAGCCACUUUGAAACCAGUAUAUAUUAUGCGUGAUAAAGUAUCUGAAAUUAAGAAGUCAACUUGUAAAUAAACAAAACCCUCGAAUCCAUCAGUGUCUAUGCGCAUAGGUACACCAUAAUCUAUACACAUGCAGAUGAGGGUUGAUUCAUAUGAAAAAAAAAGUGAAUAAAAUAAUAUGACCACUUGCUUAUCAA
Molecule: messenger RNA, 774 nt
Organism: Octopus sinensis (East Asian common octopus)
Lineage: Eukaryota; Metazoa; Mollusca; Cephalopoda; Octopoda; Octopodidae
Exons: 3
Coding region: 96-650 (184 amino acids)
Source: RefSeq, a predicted model, not a curated record